Lepus europaeus (European hare) is the source of this 4298-nucleotide messenger RNA. RefSeq names its product eukaryotic translation initiation factor 2 alpha kinase 3 (gene EIF2AK3). Gene Ontology annotation, biological process: protein phosphorylation. Lineage: Eukaryota; Metazoa; Chordata; Mammalia; Lagomorpha; Leporidae. The record is from RefSeq and is a predicted model, not a curated record. Gene Ontology annotation, molecular function: protein binding; ATP binding; protein kinase activity. Bases 16 to 3363 code for a protein of 1115 amino acids. The transcript is spliced from 17 exons.
CGCGGCGGGCCGCUGAUGGAGCGCGCCAGCCGCCCGGGGUCGCUGGUGCGGGCGCUGCUGCUGCCGCUGCUGCUGGCCCUGAGCGCGGGGACCCGGGCCGCGGCGCGCGCCCGCGACCUCCCGGCGCCGAGGGCGGAGGCGGCGUUCGGCCUGGGGGCCGCGGCCGCCCCCACGUCGGCCGCGCGAGCGCCGGCGGCCGGGACCGUGGCCGCGGCGGAGGUGACGGUGGAGGACGCCGAGGCGCUCCCCGCAGCGGCGGGCGAGCCGGAGUCGCGGGGGCCGGAACCCGAGGCCGAGGCCGAGCUGCGGUCGCCCGGCAGAUCAUUAGUAAUUAUCAGCACUUUAGAUGGAAGAAUUGCUGCCUUGGAUCCUGAGAAUCAUGGCAAAAAGCAAUGGGAUUUAGAUGUGGGAUCUGGUGCCUUGGUUUCAUCCAGCCUCAGCAAACCAGAGGUGUUUGGGAAUAAGGUCAUCAUUCCUUCCCUGGAUGGAGACCUCUUCCAGUGGGACCGAGACCGUGAGAGCAUGGAAACAGUUCCUUUCACAGUUGAAUCCCUUCUUGAAUCUUCUUAUAAAUUUGGAGAUGAUGUGGUUUUGGUGGGAGGAAAGUCCCUCAGUACAUAUGGGCUCGGCGCAUACAGUGGAAAGGUGAGGUACAUCUGUUCAGCUCUGGGCUGUCGCCGGUGGGACAGUGACGAGAUGGAAGAAGAGGAGGACAUCCUGCUUCUGCAGCGCACCCAGAAAACCGUCAGAGCUGUCGGGCCCCGCAGCGGCAAUGAGAAGUGGAAUUUCAGUGUUGGCCACUUUGAACUUCGGUAUAUUCCAGACAUGGAAACUAGAGCCGGAUUUAUUGAAAGCACCUUUAAGCCCAGAGGAAACAAAGAAGAGUCUAAAAUUAUUUCAGAUGUGGAAGAACAGGAAGCUGCCACGAUGGACGCGGUGAUAAAGGUCUCGGUGGCCGACUGGAAGGUCAUGGCGUUCAGCAAGAAGGGAGGGCACCUGGAGUGGGAGUACCAGUUUUGCACUCCAAUUGCAUCUGCCUGGCUGGUUAAGGAUGGGAAAGUCAUUCCCAUCAGUCUCUUUGAUGAUACAAGCUACACGUCGAAUGAGGAUGCUCUGGAAGAGGAGGAAGACAUUGUAGAAGCUGCCCGCGGAGCCACAGAGAACAGCGUUUACUUGGGAAUGUAUAGAGGCCAGCUGUAUUUACAGUCAUCAGUCAGAAUUUCAGAGAAGUUUCCUACAAGUCCCAAAGCCUUGGAAUCUGUCAAUAAUGAAAAUGCAAUUAUUCCUUUGCCAACAAUCAAGUGGAAGCCUUUAAUUCAUUCUCCUUCUAGAACACCCGUCUUGGUAGGAUCUGAUGAAUUUGACAAAUGUCUCAGUAAUGAUAAGUUUUCUCACGAAGAGUACAGUAACGGUGCCCUUUCGAUUUUGCAGUAUCCAUAUGAUAAUGGCUACUAUCUGCCGUAUUACAAGAGGGAAAGGAACAAACGGAGCACCCAGAUCACAGUCAGGUUCCUGGACAACCCCAGCUACAACAAGAACGUCCGCAGAAAGGACCCCGUCCUCCUCUUACACUGGUGGAAGGAAAUCCUGGGGACCAUUGUGUUUUGUAUCGUAGCAACAACCUUUAUUGUGCGCCGACUUUUCCACCCUCAUCCUCACAGACAAAGGAAGGAAUCUGAAACUCAGUGUCAGACAGAAAAUAAAUAUGAUGCUGUGAGUGGUGAAGCCAGUGACAGCACCUGGAGUGAUCUGAAAAGCUCUGGAUAUGUGUCGCGAUAUCUGACAGAUUUUGAACCAAUUCAGUGCCUGGGUCGUGGAGGCUUUGGAGUUGUCUUUGAAGCCAGAAACAAAGUUGACGACUGCAACUAUGCCAUCAAGAGGAUCCGUCUCCCCAACAGGGAGCUGGCUCGGGAAAAGGUGAUGCGGGAAGUGAAGGCCCUAGCCAAGCUCGAGCACCCGGGCAUAGUUAGGUAUUUCAAUGCCUGGCUGGAGGCGCCGCCAGAGAAGUGGCAAGAAAAGAUGGAUGAAAUCUGGCUAAAAGAUGAAAGCACAGACUGGCCACUCAGCUCUCCCAGCCCGAUGGACGCGCCAUCAGUUAAGAUACACAGAGUGGAUCCUUUCUCUACAAAAGAACGCAUUGAAAUCAUAGCUCCUUCACCGCAAAGAAGCAGGUCUUUCUCGGUCGGGAUUUCCUGUGGCCAGACGAGUUCGUCCGAGAGCCGGUUUUCUCCACUGGAUUUCUCGGGGACAGAGCACGGGGACGGCAGUGGGUCUGUGGAUGCAGCCUCCAACCUCCGGGACAGUUGCCUCACAGACUGCGAGGGGGAAGACGGGACCAUGGAUGGCAAUGACGAGGGACACUGCUUUGAACUGUGUCCUGCGGAAGCCUCUCCUUCCGUCAGGUCAAGGGAGAGAACCUCCUCUUCGAUAGUGUUUGAAGAUUCUGGCUGUGAUAAUGCAUCCAGCAAAGAAGAGCCCAGAGCUCUCCGGCUGCCACUCGGCAACCACUGUGCUGAUAAACUGACCCCUUUGCAGCCCUCGAGCAGCAACUCCUCCUCGGAAGCUACCCUGUCUGUUUCUCCUCCGAGACCAACCACACUGAGUCUGGAUCUCACGAAGAACACUACGGAGAAGCUCCAGCCCAGCUCCCCGAAGGUGUACCUGUACAUCCAGAUGCAGCUGUGCCGGAAGGAGACCCUCAAGGACUGGAUGAGCCGGCGCUGCACCAUAGAGGAGAGGGAGCGCGGCGCGUGCCUGCACAUCUUCCUGCAGAUCACCGAGGCCGUGGAGUUCCUGCACAGCAAAGGGCUCAUGCACAGGGACCUCAAGCCUUCCAACAUAUUCUUUGCAAUGGACGACGUGGUCAAGGUUGGAGACUUUGGAUUAGUGACGGCAAUGGACCAAGACGAGGAAGAGCAGACAGUUCUGACCCCAAUGCCAGCUUACGCCACACACACGGGACAAGUAGGGACCAAACUCUAUAUGAGCCCGGAGCAGAAUCACGGAAACAACUACUCUCAUAAAGUGGACAUCUUUUCAUUAGGCCUGAUCCUGUUUGAGUUGCUGUACCCCUUCAACACGCAGAUGGAGAGAGUCAGAACCUUAACUGAUGUGCGAAAUCUCAAGUUUCCGCCGGUGUUUACUCAGAAGUGUCCUCGUGAGUAUGUGAUGGUCCAAGACAUGCUCUCCCCAUCCCCCAUGGAACGGCCCGAAGCAACAAACAUCAUUGAAAAUGCCAUAUUUGAGGAGUUGGAGUUCCCAGGGAAAACCGUGCUCAGACAGAGGUCGCGCUCCGCGAGUUCUUCAGGAACAAAACAUUCAAGACAGCCCAGCAACUCACAGAGCCCUGUGCCAGGCAACUAGCCUGGUGGCAGCGAGCAGCCCACUGCCCAGGCCGGUGGCUUUCCCAGACCACGGCCUUGAACAGACUGGGCUGCUUUCUCUAAGUCCCAUUUAAACUGGAUUUGGGGCGCUGCGUGAUUGGAGCAGCUCUUCAUUUCGGCUGUACUGAAGAGGAGAGCCGUGGAAACGACCAGGGGUCAUCGUCCCUGCUGGUCUCUCGAAGCCCUUGGCUGAGCUUUGGGGCCCUCACCUUUUGCCCGGGGAGGUAGAAGCCACCCUUGUAUCAGGUGGAGAUUUUAAAUGGAGAUAUUUUUAUAGUUCAGAAGAACGAAAGCCCCCCUGCCCCCACAUGUGGUAACCACAUGGUUCUAGAAAUAGGCUUUCUAGAGAGACGAUGGUUUUGAAAGUGAGUUCCCAAAAAGCUGACUCCGUGUUUCGUCCCUGGUGGGUGAAGUAGGAAUCUGCACUAUUUGGGAGGAGAAGCAGCACAAAUUGUAUACUGGUUUCCAUCUGUAGUUUUCUAGGCGUUUUUGUAGCAUUAAAUAGCUUUAUUCCUUAGAUGGUUCUAGGGAGAAUUUAAGAGCUUUUUGUACUUUUUACUUCCAAUGAAGGGGAAAAUGAAGCUUUUUAGGUAAAUUGGUCAAAAGUUCUGGGUUGGGGAGGAAAAAGCUGUAGUGAGAAAUGGCUCCUAUAUUACAACUAACUUCUUCAAUUGUGGACUCUUCGACCUAACGCGAGCCUAAGCGUCUUCUUUGUAAUCCUGUAGAUUGGUACUUCCCCCAGACUGAUUAUAGAUAACAGUUUAAUCAUCUCACUUGCUAACGUGUUUUUUUCUUUUUCACUGUAAAUAUGUUUAUUUUUUAUUUAUAAAAAAAUCCCAGAAUCAAUCCGUUUGGGUUGGUGGUGUACAGAACGCACUUCAGUGUGUUAACUAUUGUGACUUCUUUCAAGUCUAA